Molecule: messenger RNA, 996 nt
Organism: Gryllus bimaculatus (two-spotted cricket)
Lineage: Eukaryota; Metazoa; Arthropoda; Insecta; Orthoptera; Gryllidae
Source: the annotation of a GenBank genome assembly
AUGAGGCCCGACAAGGAUGAACAAUGGCGCGAUGGGCAACGGGCAGAGCGACGAGCGGCGAGGGCGAGCCGCCGGCGCGGGCGCGGGCGCCCGGGCGGCGCGGCCGCUGCCCGACGCGGAGGCGGCGGCGGCGGCGCUGGCGUCGAUCGCGCGGGGCGUGGCUGCGCUGGAGGGUGCCUGGUUGCGGCCUGCGGCGCGCGCUGGGCGGCGGAGGAGGCGUGGCGGCGCGCGGGCGGGCGAGGCCUGCGCCAGGCGAGGCGGCGGCGGAGCGGCGGGCGCGCCGCCGUCGAGGAGCGGCUGCGCUGCGUGGCGGACGAGAGCGGGCGCCGCGUCGCCCUGGCCGAGGAGCGCGCGCGCGACGCCAACGACGCGAGUGGUGGUGUUGCUGGGCAGGUGGCGCGGCUGCAGGACCGGGUGGAGGAGCUGGAGGAGACAGUGCGGAGGCUGACGGGCGGAGGAGGCGGAGCGGAAAAGGACGAGGCCAGCCUGGAGCGCGCCGCCGCCAUCACCAACGGACUGGCGUGUUGGGGGAGUGGGGUGCCAAAACGCUCGUUGGUGUUGCGAACGGUGCGCUGCGCUCCGCAGGCGCGGGGCGAGGAGGCGGGCGCCGGGGCGGACGGCGGGGAGGCCAUGCAGGACUUCGAGCGCGCGCGCCUCCUGGCGUACGGCGGCGGCCUGCUCCUCGCGGGCGACGCGCCCAAGGCGCUCGACGCCGGCCUCCACGCGGACCUCGAAGCGCGCAUGCAGGCUCUGGAGGCGUCGCUGGCCAAGGCGCUGGGCGUGCUCUUUCCGCGCGUCGACGCGCUGCUCUACAAGCUGGAGCGGCGCCGGGGGCUGCAGCAGGGGCUGGGGCCUCAGGAGGAGGAGGAGGAGGAGGAGAAAGACGCUGCCGCCGCCCCCGCCCCGUCGCCGUCCCCGCCUCCGGCGUCGUCCUCGCCGUCGCCGCCUCCGCCCGCUCCCCCGCGGCCCCGCCAUCGCGCACAGCCCACGGCGCAG